AUGGCUCCUCAAGUAAUUGUGGUUGGCGGUGGACUGUCCGGUCUCAGUGCCGCCCACACCGUCUACCUCAACGGCGGUAACGUCGUCGUUCUGGACAAGCAGGCUUUUUUCGGUGGUAACUCUACCAAGGCCACCUCCGGUAUCAACGGUGCCCUCACCCGCACCCAGGUCGACCUCGGCAUCCAAGAUAGCGUCAAGACCUUCUACGAAGAUACCCUCAAGUCGGCCCGAGACAAGGCCCGUCCUGACCUGAUCAAGGUCCUGACCUACAAGUCAGCUGCCGCUGUUGAGUGGCUGCAGGAUGUUUUCAACCUCGAUCUCACCCUCGUCUCCCGUCUCGGUGGUCACUCUCAACCCCGGACACACCGUGGUCACGAUGCCAAGUUCCCCGGUAUGGCCAUCACCUAUGCUCUCAUGCAGCGCCUGGAAGAACUUGCCGACAAGGAGCCCGGCCGUGUUCAGAUUAUCAAGAAGGCCAACGUGACUUCCGUUAACAAGUCCGGUAACAACGUCACCGGUGUUACCUACACUAUCAACGGCGAAGAAAAGUCCGUCGAUGGUGUCGUCGUCCUUGCUACCGGUGGCUACGCCGCUGACUUUGGUGACACUUCCCUGCUCAAGAAGCACCGCCCCGAUACCUUCGGUCUGUCCUCCACCAACGGCACUCACGCCACUGGUGACGGUCAGAAGAUGCUGAUGGCCAUCGGUGCCAACGGUAUCGACAUGGACAAGGUCCAGGUCCACCCUACCGGUCUUGUGGACCCCAAGGACCCCCAGGCCAAGUUCAAGUUCCUGGCUGCCGAGGCCCUCCGUGGUGAGGGUGGUCUUCUCCUGAACUCCGAUGGCCAGCGGUUCUCCGACGAGCUCGGUCACCGUGACUACGUCUCCGGUCAGAUGUGGAAGGAGAAGGAGAAGGGCAAGUGGCCCAUCCGCCUCAUCCUCAACUCCAAGGCCUCCAAUGUCCUGGACUUCCACACUCGUCACUACUCCGGCCGUGGUCUGAUGAAGAAGAUGACCGGCAAGCAGCUCGUCGAGGAGAUCGGCUGCGGAGAAGCUGCCCUCAAGAAGACCUUCGACGAUUACAACCUCAUCGCCGACGGCAAGCAGAAGGACCCCUGGAACAAGCGUUUCUUCCACAACGGACCUUUCACCCUCGACGACGAGUUCCACGUCGCUCUCAUGGAGCCCGUCCUCCACUUCACCAUGGGUGGUAUCGAGAUCAACGAGCACGCCCAGGUCCUCAACGGCGAGCAGAAGCCCUUCGAAGGCCUUUACGCCUGCGGUGAGCUGGCCGGCGGUGUCCACGGUGCCAACCGUCUGGGCGGUUCCUCCCUCCUCGGCUGUGUUGUCUACGGCCGUGUCGCCGGUGACUCCGCUUGCCAGCACCUUUUCCAGAAGCUCAUCACUACCGGUGGAUCCGCUUCUAGCCGUCUCGGCCAGAUCUCCCUCCACAUCGACCCUAACACCCCCGGAAAGGUCUCUGUCGAGUGGGGCGCCGCUGCUGGUGGCGACCUCCCCCCUCUCGCUGCCGCCCCUGCCAGCGCCCCUGCUGCCGCCGCUCCUCAGGAGCAGGCUGCCAAGCCUGACCCGGCCAACUUCAAAAUUCCCGAGACCGAGUAUACCAUGGAGGAAGUCGCUAAGCACAACACUAAGGAGGAUCUCUGGAUCGUUGUCAAGGGUGUUGUCCUCGAUGUCACCAACUGGCUCGACGAGCACCCCGGUGGUGCCAACGCCCUGUUCAACUUCAUGGGUCGGGAUGCUACCGAGGAAUUCGCCAUGCUACACGAUGACGAGGUUAUCCCCAAGUACGCCGGCCACAUCGUGAUCGGCCGUGUCAAGGGCCAGACCCCCAGCCUGGAGCUGUGA
This is a messenger RNA of Penicillium arizonense, 1866 nucleotides long. It is a transcript of the gene osm1, whose product is annotated as putative fumarate reductase Osm1. The record is from RefSeq and is a predicted model, not a curated record. Gene Ontology annotation, molecular function: oxidoreductase activity; FMN binding. The transcript has 3 exons. The coding region runs from base 1 to 1866 and encodes 621 amino acids. Lineage: Eukaryota; Fungi; Ascomycota; Eurotiomycetes; Eurotiales; Aspergillaceae.